UCAUUUAAGUUUGCAUCAUCUUUCCUUGACAGGCUCUCCCAUUCUAUCUUCUCUUGAAAGCUAGAAAUAAAAAAAAUACACCCAAAAGAAAAGCAAAAGCAAAAUCCUGUCUCGAUGUUCAACGUCCACUGUUUUCUUCUUCUUCUUCUCUAUCUUUCCCUAGCUCAUGCCCUGACUGCACCGCAGGAUAUUUUAGCUCUCAAAGCCUUUAAGGCCUCUAUCAAGCCAAGCUCAAUCCCUUCAUGGUCAUGUCUGGCUUCAUGGGACUUCACCAGCGACCCCUGUGCCAUCCCUCGCCGCACCCACUUCACCUGUGGUGUUACUUGCUCGCCUGACUCCACUCGUGUUACCCAAAUCACUCUUGAUCCAGCUGGCUACUCUGGCCAACUCGACCCACUUGUUUCGCAACUCACCCAACUUACCACUCUUGAUCUUUCUGAUAACUACUUCUUUGGCCCUAUACCUUCUUCCAUUUCUUCUCUCCGUAAUCUUCAAAGUCUGACUCUCAAGUCCAACUCGUUCUCUGGUUCAAUCCCUGACUCAGUUACGACUCUUGGAUCACUUGAAUCCCUGGACCUUUCUCAUAAUUCUCUAUCUGGGCCCUUGCCAAAAACCCUGAACUCGCUUUCUAGCUUGAGAAGACUCGAUCUGAGUUACAACCAACUCACUGGUUUUCUACCAAAACUGCCAUAUAACUUAUUGGAGCUUGCUUUAAGGGGAAAUUCUUUAUCUGGGUAUAUCUCAAAAUCCUCUUUUGAUGGUUUAACUCAGUUGGCAGUUGUUGAACUCAGUGAAAACUCGCUCUCUGGCACACUUGGAGCAUGGUUCUUUCUCUUACCGUCAUUGCAACAGGUAGAUUUAGCCAAUAACAGCUUAACACGUGUCGAGAUCUCGAAUCCCCCCGGUGGUAACAGCGACCUUGUGGCCGUUAACCUAGGCUUCAACAAGAUUGAGGGAAACGCCCCCGCUAAUCUUGCUGACUUUCCUCUGCUGUCCUCUUUGUCGUUGCGUUACAAUCGCUUACGUGGAGCCAUUCCAUUGGGGUACAGCAAGAACAAGUCUUUAAGGCGGUUGUUUUUAGACGGGAAUUUCUUGAUCGGGAAACCUCCAUCUGAGUUUUUCGCUAGUGAUACGUCGGUUUCCGGUAGCUUGGGGGACAAUUGUCUUCAGGAAUGUCCAGGAUCUUCUCAGCUAUGCACUCCUUCGCAGAAAUCUGACGCAGUUUGCAAGCAAGCUUAUGGUGGAAAACCAAGGGGACAUUAAAAGAAUAAAUAAUUAGCUGUGUCAAAGACUGUCAAUUACAGUGAUGAUUCCUUUAGUUUGAAGAAAAAGUGGGAUUGAUCUCCCACGUGUUUUUAAUAAGUAAUACUUCUCCUAUGUGUUUUUCAAUGUGUAAGCAUUUAAUCCAAAAAUAAAUAAAUAAAACCUUGUGUUUAACGUUGUUAGGAAAAUGGAAUUAGCUGUUAGAUGAAGUAAUUUGUAGUAGUAAUGUACUAAAGGCGAAAGUUGAACAUUUUUUCAGCCCGUUCUAGGUCAGGGAAAGGCUGCAGUUACCGACACUACUGUCAAAGAUAAAUUGUGAAUGGAUUUGGAGGAGUUAAAGUUAUAAUAAGGGGUAGAGGUACGAGCGGGAUGAUGCACAAAUUCCGAAUGAAAAAUCAAAGGGCUAAAUUUAUAUAUUUAUGAAGAAAGGCUUUAGCUUUUCACUGCCAAUGAUGGAUACAGUGCAGGUCCAUAACCAUGAGCUGUCAAGAAGAAAAGUCCUUUAAAGCAGCUGUUCCUUCUACCUUGUCGUCGGUGGCACAAUGUCUGACAUCAGUCAUUGUCCAAUUAAUUUGACAAAUUACCAAAAUUUUCUGUUGCCCUGGGUUUCUUCCAACUCUCAACCAUAGCAAAAAAAGAAAAAGAAAAUCAUACUAGUUAUGAUAAGGAUCAUUCUCAGAUUAACAAAAAUUGGAGAAUGCUUUACUUUCAAUUACUCACUUUAUUUCUGAUUAUGUUGGUUGGACCGUAUGUUUGAUAAUUGUGUAAUCAUUUUCACUCCCAAGCAAUGGAGCAUAAAAAGGAUGAAUUCUUACACAUUGGGAUGGGUGUUUGAGAUUCCUACCAAAGUUGUAAACCCUUUUAUUGAUAUGGCUAAUCAGAAUUCUCGAAAGAACACAUAGUGUUCGAUGAUUCCUAUCCUGAGGUGAAGAUUAAAGGCCCAUAAACGGUAAAACCCAAAAUUUUCCUGGUUUGUAAAAGAGCCCAAACCUCUAAAGAAAGGAAAAUUAGUUGAUCGAGUUCCCACUCUGCUGUCUUCUUUGUAGUUCAAUAAUCAAAUCCUAUAACCCUAACUUUGGUUCCUCCAUUGCAAGAAUUUACGACCUUUAAAGUUAUUCAAACAUGGGGAAGGCAAGCUCAAGAGAUUAGAGAUACUGUUGCCUCCUUGACUGCCAAGAGGACAUUACAAAGGCGAUAAGACUCUUACUUGCAAACAUUUUUAAUUUGUUUACCUUACAGCUAUUGGUUAAUAUGCAAAUCUAAAUGUUUUUUUUCUGUGGGGUUUUGAUUUAAUGCAGGUAUUCGUUCUAGUCUCAUAUUUAAUGCAUAAUAACAUCCAAUGCAUGCUGUAACAAAUUGUUCUGAGCUCAUGUGGGUAGAUUCAUUCGAUGCAAUCAUCUUUCACUUUUACCUCAUGUCUCUGUACUUUAUAUAUGUAUGUAUGUUUGGAAUUCUAACAUGCUUUAUAAAGUACUGCCAGAGUUCUGUUGGAACAUCUGCUAAAUGUGGAUUUGGGGUGGAGGAGGGCUUGGGAAAGAUGACUUUAGUGGCAGUAUAUAUAAUCAAAUUUCUUCCACUGACAUUUUUUGGGAAUAGAAGUGAAUGUUUCCACUAACUAAAGCAAUGGCACCAGUGAUGCCAUUGGCUGUUCUCUCUUCUAUUUUGGGUCACAAAAUAAUCUGCAUAUAUAUGCUCUUAGUUUGGAGUUAAAAGAGUUUGCCUAUGAAGAAGUUUCGAAGCCGACAGAAGAAAUUGAAGGCACAUGAUCUUUCUGCCCUGUCAGAGUUUAUUCCUGAGUUGAAAGCUCCCAAACAACCAAUUCCUGCAGCUGAUUUCAAGCUCAAUUGCAAAUCUAGGCAACAAUUAAUUUAUUUGCUCCAAUUCUGUGGUUCUAUCUUGUUAUAAUAUCUGAUUGUUUCCUGCAAUAAAAUACCUGAUUUUAAUGGAUGAAUUCUUAUCAGAUUGACAGAGGGAAAACAAUUGAGUGCAGUUCUUAAGCAUCCUCCUUUCAAAGCUGAUCCGCUGGCUGCCAUUCAUCAACACUCACAAAUUCUUUCUCUAUCACUGCUGUGUCCAUCACAAAGAUAAUACCCUGCGCCGCUGGGAGUGAUCAGGAAGUAAGUUUCCACAACGCCGAAUCAGUUGUUAGGGGCAUUUAAUGAUAAAAUAUGUAUAGUGAUCUAUCCCAUCUCAAAACUUUCG
Molecule: messenger RNA, 3465 nt
Organism: Durio zibethinus
Lineage: Eukaryota; Viridiplantae; Streptophyta; Magnoliopsida; Malvales; Malvaceae
Source: RefSeq, a predicted model, not a curated record